AAGUGGCUGACUGGUCCUGAGGUUGGAAUCUGUUGCUCUGAAGAAAAAAUGUACUGCAGGAGUGUGUGCUGUAACCGCUGGUCAUCUGAGGAGAGGCUAGAUGGGAAAACAGUGAUCAUCACCGGAGCCAACACUGGUAUUGGAAAAGAAACAGCCAGGGAUUUGGCAAGAAGAGGUGCACGCAUAAUCAUGGCAUGCAGAGACCUGGAGAGGGCAGAGGAGGCCCGGACAGACAUUUUGGAAGACACAGGAAAUGAGAAUGUUGUCAUCAAGAAACUGGAUCUGUCUGACACCAAGUCCAUCAGAGUGUUUGCUGAACUCAUCAACAAGGAGGAGAAACAAGUAAACAUCCUGAUAAACAAUGCAGGCGUCAUGAUGUGUCCCUACUCCAAGACUGCUGAUGGGUUUGAAAUGCAGCUAGGUGUCAAUCAUUUAGGUCACUUCCUGUUGACUUAUCUGCUGCUGGACAUCAUCAAGCGUUCAGCUCCUGCCCGCAUCGUCGUCGUGGCAUCGGUGGCCCACACCUGGACCGGCCUUCGACUGGAUGACAUCAACAGUGAGAGGAGUUACGAUACCAUGAAGGCUUAUGGGCAGAGCAAGCUGGCAAACGUCCUCUUUGCACGCCUACUUGCCAAACGGUUACAAGGAACAGGGGUGAGUGUGUUCUCUCUGCACCCUGGGGUGGUGCAGUCUGACCUGUGGAGGCACCAGCAUCAGUGUAUCCAGGUGGCAGUGAAGAUCUUCAGGAUUUUUACCAAGACUACACUGGAGGGAGCACAGACCACCAUUUACUGUGCUGUGGAGUCAGGCCUGGAGAGCCAGAGUGGAGGGUACUUCAGUGACUGCGCUCCUGCGAGAUGCUCAAGGACGGCUUCUGAUGAUGACUUGGCCCAAAAAUUGUGGGAGAUCAGCUGCAACAUGCUUGGAAUCACUUGGCAGUGAGCAGUGGCAAAUUGAUGUGUGCUAUCAAGGACAUUUUAUGCUAUGUAUCAUCUUUUAAAGAGCACUUUUACGCACUUUUAUAGAGGCAUUAAUGUUACUAUUACUGUUGUGAAGCAGAUUUAUUUUAUGAGAGUAUUCUAAAGUCAUUGGAUCACUAAGAGCCCUUUUAUUUUGUAAAAUAUCAAAAAUUAACUUGACAUAUUACAUUUACAUUUAGUCAUUUAGCGACUUACAGGAAGAAAAAAGCAAACAAUCAAGGUAUAGUGCGGUAUAUUGUCAAAUUGUAUUUAUCAAACAAGACUGCAUGAUGAAACUUUCUUUUUACUGUACUUUUACUUACCCAUGUUGGCAUCUUUGUUUAGUCAGUUUUGUAUCUUCAAGUGCCGAUGCUGUUCUAUCUUGUUUGCUUUUUAAAGCUUGUAAAGAGGCCACCCCACCAUAGUAUUUCUUUGGAUGAAAGUGGCUUACGUGCCUUGCACUGAUGAGAAUAAUUUGGCUCUAAACUGCCUCCAAAAGCCCUUUUUCAAGGUAAAAUUUUAAUUAAAUACUGUACACAUCCAGUAUUGUGGUCGAUAGUUAAAGCACUUAGAUGAGACUAAAUAUGAAGUGUGUCCUGUUUUGCUUUUCUAGCUCUGAAAGUGUUAGAAUGUGCAUUUGAUAGUAAAACAUUAACCACUGGUCUAAAAUGAUUAUUUCUUGUAAUCUACGAUUUCCUUAGCUGAGGAAGGAAAAACACAAAAUUCUGGUAAUAUGACAAUAUGUACAUAAUGUAAAAAAUAAACCUGUUAGACAAUAUGUUAGCCACAUAUUGCAAAGUA
This is a messenger RNA of Centropristis striata (black sea bass), 1760 nucleotides long. RefSeq lists its product as uncharacterized. The coding region runs from base 49 to 942 and encodes 297 amino acids. The transcript has 7 exons. Lineage: Eukaryota; Metazoa; Chordata; Actinopteri; Perciformes; Serranidae. The record is from RefSeq and is a predicted model, not a curated record.